Molecule: messenger RNA, 1143 nt
Organism: Arachis ipaensis
Lineage: Eukaryota; Viridiplantae; Streptophyta; Magnoliopsida; Fabales; Fabaceae
Product: Homeodomain-like superfamily protein
Molecular function (GO): DNA-binding transcription factor activity; DNA binding
Source: RefSeq, a predicted model, not a curated record
GCUGCAACUUGUGCAACCAAAGAACUAGCUAGCUAGGGAUUCAUUAUUACACAUAUAUUAAGAUUGUUGUUUUUAUUGUGGAGUUGAAAGGAGAAUAGUGAUGGGAAGUAGUUAUGGUGGCGGAAUUGGAGGAGGGGAAGGUGGUUAUGGGGUGGUGAUGAGUAUGACGAGAGAGCCUAAGCCUAGGUUGAGGUGGACAACCGAUCUUCAUGAUCGCUUUGUGGAUGCCGUCACCAAACUUGGUGGCCCGGAUAAAGCAACUCCCAAAUCUGUUCUGAGGAUAAUGGGUUUGAAAGGCUUGACAUUGUAUCAUUUGAAGAGCCACUUACAGAAAUAUAGACUUGGACAACAAGCUAAAAAACAAAAUGAAGAACAUCACAAAGAGAACAAUAGAUAUUCAUAUGUGAAUUUCAGCAAUAGUUCUUCAGAGUUUAGCACUAGUUUCAGAGGUGAUAAUGAAAAGGGAGAAAUUCCAAUAGCAGAGGCAUUGAGACAUCAAAUUGAAGUCCAAAAGAGACUGGAAGAACAACUAGAGGUACAGAAGAAAUUGCAGAUGAGAAUAGAGGCUCAAGGGAAGUAUUUACAAGCUGUGUUAGAGAAAGCUCAGAGGACACUUUCCAUGGAAGGUUCAGGCAAUAAUCUAGAAGCAUCAAGAGCUCAAUUGACCGAAUUCAACUCUGCCUUAUCUAAUUUUAUGGAAAACAUGAACAACAAAGAUAACAAACAAAGCAUAUUAGACAUGAAUGAUUUUUAUAGUAAAGUCCAUAGUUCAGGUUUCCAUAAUUACCAUGAAGUAAUAAGGAGAGAAAAAAAUAUUGAUCAAAAGCCUAAGAUUGAAGAAGGUUCAAUUCAGUUUGACUUAAACAGCAAAGGUAGCUAUGAUCUUGUAUCAGGUGGUGGUGGAUCUGAAAUUGAAGCCAAAAUGCUUUCAUAUAGGCUUUGAUCAUUUUGAACUAUCAUAUAUUUUUUUUUUCUUUUAUAUUGUUUAACUAAGGCUACAUGUUAGGAAUAAAGUUUAUCUGUUAUGAACAAAGGUUAUUGUCUAACCUUGUUUUCAAAUCAUAGGCUGCUCAUGUUUUUGUGGCAGUAAGAAUUUGGAAGACACAUCAAAAUACAUAUACCAAUAUAUACUCUUUUGAUUAA